AAAAACCGUUGGUGGCCUGUAGCCUGUAGCCGUUAAAUGGAAGACUAACGUAACCUAGACUGAUAGCGUCCUUAUUGGAGUUAUCAAGAAUAGAUUUGCUCCAAUUUGAAGGCCCGCCGCUAUUGAAAGAAUAUUAUGCAAAGUUUUGAUACGCACGAGAGAAUAUAAAAUAGUUUGUCUAAGAAUAUAUAGAGUUAAAAAUGGACCCUGCAACAGCCAUAGCUCGUUCUAAAGAAAAUAUUCAGCCCUUGCGUUAUGGACGAAAUGCUGCACAACUGGGAACUGCUUUGAGAGCUCAAGAAGAUGCCGAUGCUCAGCAAUUACUUUUACAAGAAAGGCAAAUGUAUGAAGCUGCAAUAAAAAAUUAUGAAGGAGACGAUCCUUUGGAGAAUUGGUACGAAUAUAUAAUUUGGAUGGAGCAGAGUUGUCCAAAAAGUGGACACGAGUCACACAUUGCUAAACUUCUGCAGCAGUGCUUAGCUAUAUUUGAAAAUGAAGUCAAGUACCAUCAGGAUCGUAGAUAUAUACGUCUUUGGAUUAAUUAUAUAAGUAUGCAAAAAAAUCCUUUAGAGCUGUAUCAACUUUUAUAUACAAAUGGAAUUGGGACUAUGGUGGCGGAUAUGUACAGAGCAUGGGCUUUUGAAUUAGAACAGAUAGAAGACUAUAAACGCGCCGAUAAAGUUUAUUUAAUGGGCUUAUCUGCCAAAGCGGAACCCCUGGAAGAAUUGGAUUACGCUCACAAGAACUUUCAACUUGCGGUCGCGCGUAAAACAUUAGGUCAUUCGGAGGAUCGUAGCGAAAGAUCGUUAUUCGAACAACGUCAAGCUUUUAGUUCUUUAAGAGCGAUAAAGGCUGGCAAAAAAGUUAGCAAUGUACGUACUGGGCAUCGAGUUCGUGAAUACUAUCCCGGUACCGUACCACAGGUUGCGCCAGCAGUUCAUAAUGCCGCGGUAAAUCACAGGAUACAAAUAUAUCAGGAAGAUGUUCCUGGCGAGUUGAAAACUUCGAGUAUACUAGAUCAUGUUCCGAUAGAAGAUACAGUGCAUAAAGAAAAUACCAUUAAAGCCGGUCCGUGGAAUGGUAACGGAAGUAGACGAUGUCCGUUAAUGACACACGUUACAAAGACAUCUUUCAAAGUUCACGAGGAUCAGCCAGAUGAUUAUAACGCAGACAAAGUAAGAUUAUUCCCAAACCAUACAUUCUUUUUCGAUGACAGCAAGUAUCCCGGGUGUUUAACAGUGCCUGUAUUUGUACCCGACGCUCCAAACCCAAAUAUUAUAUUAAAGCCGUAUUAUCCAAAAGAUUUAGUUUAUGCUAAUAAUAUGGAUCUAAGUAUGGAAGAGAUAAGAGCCCAACGGUAUUCGCAAAGAGCACAAAUUUUAGAGAAAUCGCACGAAACGCAAGACAUUAGAGAAACCGAACAACAGAUUCAACACAAAAGCUUUGACGUCGAACAACAAAGACAUAGCAUGUCUCUGCAAGAACUACUGAGACAGCGACAAGAGUACAAGGAACAAGAAGAGCUAACCGAGAGACACCAAAAAUUACAGCAACAAAGAGAUGCUGAGCAAUUCGAACUGGAAAGACAGAGACUUCUGGCUGAGCAAGAAAAACUCCAGAGACAGCAAUACGAAGCUGAAAAUCUAGCUCUCGAGAAUCAAAGGCGCGAAGCGGAACAACGAGAGUUAGAGAGAUUAGAAGCUGAGAGAAUCGAAACGCAAAGGCUCGAAGCGGAAAGACUCAAAGCGCAGAGACUCGAAGCGGAAAGACUCGAGGCACAAAGACUCGAAGCGCAAAGACUCGAGGCACAGAGACUCGAGGCACAGAGACUCGAAGCCCAAAGACUCGAGGCACAGAGACUCGAAGUACAGAGAAUGGAAGCGGAACUGAAUUUGCAACAAAAGUUACAAGCCUCCAGUUUCAUGCAUCCGCAUCACACGUCGUCCUUAACUGCCGAUCCUGACGAACAUUUGCUCGGGCAAAGUCUUACCGUUAACACGAAAGAGGCGAUGUCGGUAGUGCAAGAUAUGUGGCGUUCACCUACUUCUAAUUUCCGUACUUCCAUGACACCUAGAAUUCCAGAUUCGAAGAUUUUAAAAAUGUGUUUCGACAUACAUAUGGAUAGUUCGAUGACUCAACACGCAAUGUCGAGCAGUAAACAUCAUUCGUACAACUUGCAACCGUAUAACGAUCAGGAAAACCAUCAAAAUUAUUCGACCCAUCAAAGUUAUCCCAAUCAAGAGCACCAGAGUUCUUAUGCUAGUCCUAAAUUACACAACACAUACCAGUACGAAUUGCAGCAACAUCACGAGCAACAAGUGCAGCAAUCCCAUUCUCGACCGCAUCAUUCGCAGCAUCAUCAACAGUUGAUGCAACCCCAUCAGCCCGCCCAUGUGAUGCCGCAUCAUCAGUCUUCUCUUAGCCAUCCUUCGCAUCUGCAAACUCACAGCCAGAUUCAGCCGCAUCAUCAGUCUCAUUCCCAGCAACAUCAACAUUCGCCUAACCAACACCUUCACCAUCAACCACAUCAAGCGCACCAACACAUACAACACUUGCAACAUACCGUUUACGCCAACAUGACACCAAGCGAUAUCGCUUAUCAACCGUAUCCCGCGCAGUUGGAAUCCUCGUUGUUGCAACAAAACGUCGAACCUCAGAAACAGCUUCAUUUCACGCCAUACACCGAACCUGACGUGGAAACCAACAAACCGUAUAGAAUGCCUCCGGAGUUACCGUACAUAAAGUCCCCGGGUAUGAAUCGGAGAGACAUCAAGUAUCUCGAAGGUGCCGAGGACAAAGAGAACGCUAUCGUCGUUGACUAUAAUGGGCCGAUAGAAGAGAAUAUGACAUCGAAGCCAGCUGACGAAAACAAUUUAUAUAUCGAUGAAAGCCUCGGUAUUAGUCCAUUAACAGACAAUAAUGACACGUGUUUCACCGAAGCAUUUAAUACCCAAUUGGCCAGUUCUACACCUAUGACAAAUCAUUUCAAACAAACUUACAAAGCACCAGAAGAAACUCCACAGUAUUCGAACCAAUGCGCUGCGCCUCCACGUAACACAGAACCGCCUCAUGUCGAAGGCGACGAAAAAUUGAGCGUUAUACUGGAAUCGACUAGAGAAUAUAUAUCGAGCAGUUCUGGUAGUAGCGUUCACACGAGAACCGCUGGAUUGGCUUUCACGUUAACCAAGGAAGAUUUGGUUCCUAUUAAAGAACACUCCAUUAGUCAAUGUGAAAGCGAAGAGGUUACAGAUGCCACGCUACACGCGAAUCAACUUUACGACCAAAAUCUUCAAGCUCAGAUUCAAGCUGUGCAUGCCCAAAGUCCGCGUACGGUGCAACGUAACGUGGAUCAAAUUACUUCUGAAAUUAAGAAGAACUGUGAUCUACGAAAAUCGAUUAAUUUUAAACUGAACGAGAUAGAGGAACAGGAUGACAAAGUUGAUCCGAUGGAGUGCGAAGAACAUCACGAACCGAUGGAACAAGCAGAGGAAGAAAGCUUUCAGUUUCCUUCGGGAGACACAAAUCCUUUUGACAAAAACUUAAUAGCUAGUCUUUUAAAGAAAUUAAAAUUCCCCCAGCCGCAUCAUGCAGAAGGAUAUGUGAGACUAGAUACUAAUUUAAAUAAGCUUGUGCCUUCUACUGUGGUUACGCUUGGUAAUGAAACGUAUGAUUUGGAUAAGUGCCUUGGAAAGGGAAUGUAUGGUACAGUAUUCAAAGCAGUGAGUCUACAAACAGGUCAAACAGUUGCCCUAAAAACUCAAAAGCCUGCUUGGGUGUGGGAAUUUUAUAUUACUAGAGAGAUUAAAGCUCGUUUAACUAAUCCACAUGUGUUGCGUGGAUUUAUGGAUGUCUCGAUGGUAUACGUUGCGAAUAACAGCAGCGUACUGGUGUCGGAGUAUUCCAAAUAUGGAACACUAUUAGCGGUAACGAAUCAAAUAAAAAUUGCUACGGGUAAACCAUUGGUGGAGCAGUUAGCUAUAUUCUUCACAAUCGAAAUGUUGCAAAUUGUGGAGUACUUACAUAAAUGCCAAAUAAUACACGGAGACAUCAAGCCGGACAAUUUUCUGUUAAUGCGUUUACCCACGGAAGAUGUAAGGCCAACGAUACAGUUAAUAGAUUUCGGAUGUAGCAUAGAUAUGAGUCUUUUGCCGGAGAAGACGACAUUUACUCAGGUUAUAAAGACAGAAGACUUUACAUGUAUCGAGAUGCAAACCGGCAGACCGUGGACGUACCAGACCGAUCUGUAUUGCUUAGCCGCGACAAGUCAUUGUUUACUGUUUGGCAAUUACAUGAGAGUAUCGAAUAUCGGCGGGCACUGGUCCAUCACCACGAAGUUACCAAGGUACAUGAAGAGAACUCUUUGGGAGAAAUUCUUCACAGAACUGUUAAAUAUUGAAUCCUGCGAUAAAAUGCCAGAUUUAUCUUCGCUACGUAAUAUGAUGGAAGAAACAUUAGCGCAAAUGGAUGCGCAGACAAGAAUUAGAAACUUUGUCAAUAUUCUAAACAAACGAUAACACUUACUGAAUGCGCUGUAUCGAAUGUUAUGUCUCAUUGUGUGCACAUAUUUAGUAAAGAACCAGAAGAUCGCGAGAUGGCGGAGAAUUAAUGUUAUUGUGCUAUUUAUUAUAAAAGUUAAUACUACAGUGAUAUAUGUACUACACAGUUAAUAAUACAUGAAAUGCACUUUAUGGCCUGCUUCGUGGAGGCUUUAAGAAACUAUAUUGCUUGCACAUAAUCAAUUAUACUAGGAGUACUGAAUAUUUGAUUGAAUUAAAAAGAGGGAAAAAGUCGAACGGAAAAAGGAAAACUUUUAUAUUACUGACAUUUUACGCGCCAUAAGUUAUAAAAAUGUCUUUCAAGAUACCUCGUGACACAGUACCUGGAUGUUAGCAUCUGUCACGUAAUUUGUGUAAAGGCAGAUUUGUAUAAUAAAGUUGAGUAAAAAAAAAGACGAGACUUCGAGAACAUGAAUAUGUAAAAAAAAAAAAAGUAAUAUUUAUAAUACAAUGCGCGUGUGAUAAAUGCGGGCUGUUUAUCUAUGUAUGUAGUGUUUAUAUCAUAUAUAUGAAAUAAACUUUUGUUCUACAGGUAUCAAGUUUCUUACACGCACAUACAUUUUAAUAUGAUUAUAUUAAAAUUUUAGUUAUCAUUACAUGUUCUGUAAGAAAAAUAAAACUAUUUAUGCUGCAAUUAAUUGCUUAUGAUGCUAAUGUUUUCUUUCGUUUUAGGUAUUCUUUAAAUUGGCGUUUCACUGUUAAUGAAAUAUGAUAUAGUUAAUAAUGUAUGCAAGCGAAAUUUAUACGAAACACUAAUGAAAUGUAUGUACAAUUAUUUACCUUGUUUCGAUCGAUUCGUUUGUUUCAAAUGUGCAGGCUUAUUCGCCAGUAUCCACUAAACAGGCCUUUAUGUAGUAUAUUUUAUAAAAUAGAAUUUAUUGUAUUAAACUACGCAAACGAUAGAAAUUUCAGAUUUGUGUUCGAAUGAUUCAAUUUUAUAAAAUGCACAAGAACAUUAGGUUGUCUGAUAUUUAAAUAAUAAUAUAAAUUAUAUGUAUAGCAUUACGAAACGUAUAAACAAUAAUAGACAGCCUAUUGUUCUCAUUUAGGAAUUUUUGGGAAUAUGCCUUGUCUUAUUUUGACAGUGCAACGUAAAAUAUUUAGGUUAUAAUGCGAUAUUAUAUUACGUAUGGCUAUUCGACACACUCUUUAAUAAAGGAAUACAAAAAAAAAAGAAUAAAAACUGGUACACUGCCGGAGUUAGGUUUAGUUAUGAAAAUGAAUUAAGAAAGAAGCAUAUUCUCUUGCAAUAGGUUCACAUUUACUACAGUUAGUUUACUUAUUUUUAUAAAAAUUAGAAAAAUAUAAGUCUCUAUUAAAAUCGCUGAUUGUAUUUAGGAGUUUUUGUUUUACAUACCAUCUUCGUUUUGGCGAUAUUAACGACACAACAUGAAGUUAUAAAAAUUGUCUUAGGCUAGUUUCACGAUCUGUGUAAUUUCGUAACUUUGGUAAUUUGAUAAAAUUCGUAUAUUUCUUCUUGCACUAUUAUGCUAUAGUAGUCGAUCAUAAAAUUACAUAAAUAGUCUGAUCUUAUAAGUACAAUUAUUUACAAAAAUUAAUUAUUAUUAUUAUUGCGCGGCAACUGUAAAUGAUGUAAAAAAAAAAUCGAAUUUAUGAUUGUCACGAACUCCAUAAAAUAUCGAGAUUCAUAUCCUUGAUCCUUAGUCCAUAAUUACAAUAGAUGAUUGCACAAGUGCGCAUAAUUGUCAUACCCAUGAAUAUACUUACUUUUUUCCUCUUCAAGUCUUACCGUAAAACUUUCGAUUCAAUAAAUAUAACAGCAAAUUCA
Molecule: messenger RNA, 6345 nt
Organism: Hylaeus volcanicus
Lineage: Eukaryota; Metazoa; Arthropoda; Insecta; Hymenoptera; Colletidae
Exons: 12
Coding region: 201-4514 (1437 amino acids)
Biological process (GO): mitotic spindle assembly checkpoint signaling; meiotic sister chromatid cohesion, centromeric; protein phosphorylation
Molecular function (GO): ATP binding; protein kinase activity
Source: RefSeq, a predicted model, not a curated record